AGGCAUUUUGGCACCGCUAAUUACCGCUUCCUGAGUGUGAUCGCGCCAUGGCGGCAGUUGCAGUGCCAGAGAUGGAGGAUCUCCGAGCACCUCAGAUGAUGUGCUUCCAGUGCGAGCAGACCAACGCGGGCAAGGGCUGCACGACCACGGGGGUGUGCAAGAAGUCUCCGCAGACCAGCGGCCUGCAGGACCUGACGAUUCUGCAUGCGUUGCGCCUGUGCCAGCUGGCCCACGCAGAGGGUGGCGCAGAGCCGGCGGUGCGGGACUUGGUCUUGGAGCCGCUGUUUGCCACCUUGACGAACGUGAACUUCGACGACGCCCGCUUCGAGCGAUACCUCAAGGAUUUGGCAGCCCAGAUUUCCACGCUGGAGGAUCGGCUGAAGACCAGCGGCCAAGAGGUGCCGGUGGCGCCCAAGGCUCUGCCAGCCAAGCUGCCGGAGACCAAGCAGGAGCUCCUGGCGGCGGCUGAGCCGGCGGGCCUGCUGGCGCGAUCCGGGGAGGUGGCAAAUGAGGACCUCUUCGGAGUCAUCGAGAUGUGCGCCUAUGGUCUCAAGGGCACAUGCGCCUACUUCUACCACGCCGAGCACCUGCUGGCGGGGGACGCCGCCUACGGCGAGGCCGAGCGGACCGAGGUCUACAAGGAGAUCUUCCGUUUGGGCAACUACUUGGCGGAGGUCAACGGCUCCGCAGCCAAGGAGAAUGCUUUGGGGGUGGCGCUUGGGGAGUGUCUGGCGGUGGGGGCCUUGAACCUGAAAGUCAUGAAGAUGUUGGACAGCGCGCACACCACCCUUUUGGGCACGCCCACGCCCGUGGAGGUGUCGCAGGAGCAGCCUGAGGGCCCCGCCAUCUUGGUGAGCGGCCACGAUCUGGCGGUGCUCUAUCGGCUGCUGCAGCAGGCGGAGAAGCAGAAGAUCAACGUGUAUACCCACGGGGAGAUGCUGCCGGCGCACUCCUACCCCAACCUGAAGAAGUUUGAGAACCUGAAGGGCCACUUCGGCACACACUGGGGCAACCAGCAGAAGGAGUUCCGGCACUUCCCGGGGGUCAUUUUGAUGACCUCCAACUGCAUGAUGCCUCCUGUGGGCAAGUACCGGGAUCGCAUCUGGACCAGCGGCCCCGUGGGCUUCGACAAGAUCCCUCAGGUGGAGGACGACUUCUCGGCGUUGAUUCAGCAGGCGCUGGAGUUCAAGGACCCGGUGCCGGUGCCGCGGUCGGGCGUGAUCCCGCACCGCAAGCUGCAGGUGGGCUUCGGCCACGCGGCAGUGCUGGGCGUGGCGGACAAGGUGGUGGAGGCCAUCCAGUCCGGGGCCCUGAAGCACGUCUUCGUCAUCGGGGGCUGCGAUGGCACGGAGAACUCCCGGAGCUACUUCACGGACCUGGCGGCGGACACGCCCCAGGAUUCCAUCAUCCUCACUUUGGGCUGUGGCAAGUUCCGGCUGAACGGCCACGACCACGGCACCCUCGCAGGUCUGCCCCGGCUGCUUGACGUUGGCCAGUGCAACGACGCCUACGGCGCGGUGGUUAUCGCCACCAAGCUGGCGGAGGCGCUGAAGUGCACCGUGCAUGACCUGCCCCUGCACUUUGCGGUGUCCUGGUUUGAGCAGAAGGCCGUGGCGGUGCUCCUCACUUUGCUGCACCUAAACUUGAAGAACAUCCGCCUGGGCCCGGCCUUGCCGGGCUUCAUCACCCCCAACGUCCUGAAGGUCCUGAACGAGAAGUUCGGCCUGAAGCCGGCGCGGCUGCACGAGGAGGAUGUGGACCUUGCGGAGAUGCUGAAAGGAGAGUAGAUGACAGAUGUGGUCGUCUGAAUGGGGGACUAGAUGUGGCCGAGCCGCAGAGAGCGGGCUUCUUUUGUUGUUUUUUCCGCAAGUCUCCCGAGCUUGAUAUCUCCGACGCCCAGCCACCAGAGCCAGGGGCGUUUCGUGCUAAACAAGCUCCAUCUGGAGAGUGCUCGAAGAGCCUUUUCGGAUGCAGGGGGGGGCGUUUAAACAAGCUCCACCGGCAGGGCGCUCAGAGAGCCCCGUGGUGGUAGACGAUGAGCCCAAAUUCAUGGAAGACUAGCAUCUUAUAGGGGCAUAGACGUUGUGGAAGUUCCUGAUUUGGAGC
Molecule: messenger RNA, 2106 nt
Organism: Effrenium voratum
Lineage: Eukaryota; Dinophyceae; Suessiales; Symbiodiniaceae
Source: the annotation of a GenBank genome assembly